This is a messenger RNA of Catharus ustulatus (Swainson's thrush), 973 nucleotides long. Its product is annotated as gastrula zinc finger protein XlCGF49.1-like. Gene Ontology annotation, molecular function: DNA-binding transcription factor activity, RNA polymerase II-specific; RNA polymerase II transcription regulatory region sequence-specific DNA binding. NCBI's taxonomy places the organism in Eukaryota, Metazoa, Chordata, Aves, Passeriformes, Turdidae. Gene Ontology annotation, cellular component: nucleus. Gene Ontology annotation, biological process: regulation of transcription by RNA polymerase II. The record is from RefSeq and is a predicted model, not a curated record.
GCGGCGGCAGCGGCCGGAGCCCGGUGAGGCGGCGGCGGAGCUCGGAGGCGGCCCCAGCGCAGGAUUUCCAUUCCCAGUCUGUGCGUGGAUGGAGGAGGAAAAGCCCCAGAGAUCCCUCAUGAGGAGAGGCUGCAAACCCAGCCCAGGGAGCUGUGAGGAGGAAAGACCCUCCCUGAGCCGGGAAGGCGGCCGGAGAUCCAGGCAGAGCUCAGAGCUGGUGGAGAAGCCUCCUGGAGGGGAGAAGCCCCACAAGUGCUUGGAAUGUGGUAAGGGUUUCAGGCAGAGCUCCCACCUAUUCCGGCGCCGGAGUAUCCACGCUGGGGAAAAGCCGUAUGAGUGUGGGGAAUGUGGGAAGAGCUUCAGCCAGAGCUCCAACCUGAACCGGCACCAGGUGAGUCACACAGGGGAACGGCCCUACACCUGCUUGGAAUUUGGGAAGAGCUUUGGGUGGAGGUCUGACCUGAGAGACCACGAGCAAACUCACACCGGGGAGAGGCCCUAUGAGUGUCCUGUGUGUGGGAAGAGGUUUCAGAGACGCUCCACUCUCCUCGUACAUGAGCGGAUUCACAGAGAGGAGAGGCCUUUCCGCUGCCCUGACUGCGGGAAGGGAUUCCAACACAACUCCAGCCUCAAUGUCCACCGGCGAAUCCACACCGGGGAGAGGCCCUACGAGUGUCCUGAGUGUGGGAAGAGCUUCUCCACGAGCUCAGCCUUGACCCAACACCAACGGACGCACCACUAAGGGAAACCCUGAGAGUGCCCCGAGUGUAGGAAGAGCUUCGUGCUCUGCUCCAGCUCCAUCCUCCAUGGGAGGAUCGGUGUUGGAUGAUCCCCAGUGACCCCCGUUGGGCAGAGCCCUGGUGAUCCGUGCUCCUGGUGGUCCCUGUUGGAUGAAGGGGAAGGGUUUUUAGAAAUUUCUCUCCGUUCUCCGUGUCCUGCUGUGAUUUGGUUGGUAAUAAAUUCCCUCCCCGUG